CGGAGCACCCUAUAAUAUCGACUCGCACGCAAACAGCAGUCACGGUCACGGUCCCAAUACCCCCAACAGCGCCAACUUUAUCGGUGCAGGAUCGCGACCGGGCUAUGAAGCGUACGGCCGUUGGUGCGUCUGCCUCCCGUUCGAGAAACAACUCGGUGUCGAGCUCGCAUCGGCGUGGGUUCUCGGGACACGGAUCCGUAUCAAACCAAAAUCCACCGGGUUCGGCUGGAGCGGGUGCUAGUGGGUAUUACGGACACACAUCCACCUACUCGCAAUCGUCCAUCAAGUCGGGCAAGGAGACCAAGAGUGCGCGUGGAGAUAAGGAAAAGUUGAGCAAGGAGGAGAGGAAGCGGGAGAUGGCGGCGAUGGAUAAUUUGAUUGCGGCGUUGGACCAGAGCGCGGAGAUGGACCGGAAACGCAAGCGGGAGCUCGCGGCGGCGGCUGGUGUUGCGGAAACGAAUGCGAAUGCGACGGCUGGUGUGAAUCAAAAUCAUCAGCAGACUCUUCAUCAUCAGCAUAGUAAUAGUGCGGUUGGAGCGGAGGAUACUAGUCGACCGUCGUCUCGCCGAAAGGAUGUCGCUAUCACGGGCUCGUAUCCCCUUCCUCCUCCUGAAGUGUUUAGAGCUGCGCUUGCGGGUGGUAGCAGGAGUGGGCUACAGCCGCAGGUACAUAGCAUCGACGAUGAUGAUGUGGAUGAAGUCGACGACGAAGAGAUUGAGAG
Acaulospora colombiana is the source of this 721-nucleotide messenger RNA. NCBI's taxonomy places the organism in Eukaryota, Fungi, Glomeromycota, Glomeromycetes, Diversisporales, Acaulosporaceae. The record is from the annotation of a GenBank genome assembly.